This is a messenger RNA of Rhagoletis zephyria (snowberry fruit fly), 2330 nucleotides long. RefSeq names its product UPF0518 protein GG24907-like. The record is from RefSeq and is a predicted model, not a curated record. Lineage: Eukaryota; Metazoa; Arthropoda; Insecta; Diptera; Tephritidae.
AUGUUAUUCAUCCUUCUUUCUUUAAUCAACACCGAUCGAAAAAUCGAAACAAUUCUUUGAUAAUUUUUACAGACAUUGAAAGGCAAACAUUUCCAGACAAACGUUGAGUCACAAAUAUCUGCAAUGUCCUAUUUGGAUUUAAUAUUGAGAUCCAUAACAGAGCCAGGUUUACUGCGCGCCUUUGUCAAAUUUCUCCUGGAUACGGAAAAGUUUGAUGGAGAACGGAUAUUGGACAUAUUAAUAGAUCGUCUGGGUUCCACGGAUGCAAAUUUGUGUAUGGUAACAAUGGCAUUGUUCGAUACCAUGCUUGCGUUGCACUGCGAAGACCUAAUGCUGGAGCUUUUAUUGAAGUACAUACUGCCCGGCAAGCAUGUGCCUAUUUCGCAUCGACAUAAAAUAAAUAAAAUCGACCCGUACACAAACACAGCCGAAUUUUUUCUGGACCUUACACCAGACGUAAUGAAACGCGCAAGAGAAUUAACUAAGCACAAAUCACUCGGUGACACAGUGGCAACACAACCACCGCACCCAGCGCUGCCUUCACCGACAUCGACAAUGAGUAAAACCAUCGGCGCAAAUUGGAACUACUACGGCGUGCACACGGGCAACAGUCUCUAUGCCAACUUUCACGCGUACCUCUUUGAAGCGCAUUGCCGCAUCACACAAUGUAAGAAUGCCUGUUCCAAAUGGAGGAACACAUACAAAUACCAAAAGUGGCCGCCAAAGAAUCUACGCGCACAGCAGACCCAGGCUAUAGAGAUGGUUAAACAAUUUUUCACUGAAUUUGGAGCAAAUGCUUUGACGGAAAACGAAAGCGCGAGUUCGGCUAUAAACGCCAGAGUUGCUGUGGAAAAAACACAGCCGGACAGUCUGCAGUCCAUAGGGGAAUCAAGCGGCUAUGAGUCAUUUAAGUGGCGACCCGUCGAUGAAGAUGGUGGUGAGUGUACAGACUCAACCGCUAAUUCCACAAUGCAUAUGUUAAGCUCAAGUGGCGGUGAAGGUGAGCUAGAUAAUAGUGGGAGCAGUAGCAAUAGCAACAGUUUAGCUGCGAAACAAUACAGAAAAGAAAUUUGGCGCGUAUCGAGCAACAACAACGAUUUAGUCCUUACUGAUUUAGACUUUUCGGAAGAUCUCUUUGCACAAGGGACAGUAAGUUUAGGUCCCUUCCUAAACGCAAUAUGGGGUAAAUUGCAAACGUUCACCAGCAACACGUUAUAUGUAAACUUACAUCUUACUGGUUUGAUUACGCGGCUCGCCUGCUAUCCACUACGAUUGGUUCAUUCACUUCUAUUGCGGCCGGACAUUGUUAUCACUUCGGACACACCAUCGUUCCAGCAAAUAUUACGCAUACUUAAGCAACAAAUUGAUGCGGAAUUGCCGAUGUGUGAGGAUUCGCUUGAAAUUGUCGAUGUGGCUCGCUCUUAUCUCAUCGACCGCGAAUUUCGUUUGAUACGCUCUCCACAGCAGCAGCAGCGUUUUGGUCCACAAACGACAUUCGCAGGCAUAUCGUCAGCAUCACCAGUACAAGUUACACCCUCAUCGUCGUAUGACCCCUUCAAGCGGAACGAUAAUAAGCGUAAAAGUAUCAGCAAAUCCAUAACUAGUAUGUUUAGUCGUAAAGCCAGCGCUUCAUCUGGCUUAUCACAAAUUUACGCAUUCUUCACCGGCGGCUCCUUAGGCUCAACAUUCUCCGCCAGUGGCAAUGGAUCAACAUCACAGCAGCAAGCCUCCCCAAUUGCGCAUAGCACUCGUGAAACAAGCUUGACGACAAUGCCCGGCUCUAUGGCUAUUUCCGAAUCAACAGCUGCAGACACCACAUCGCACAUUAUCCAAAUUUCGGACAGCACAACAUCGCCGAGCGGUAUUGCAACGCACAACACACAUACACAUACGUACACACAACAAAGCAAUACUAUUGGAAUGAAUUCAAUACUUGUGUCAAGCAGUGGCGCCACGAUUGGUGGUUCUGGCUCGGAACCGGUCUCAUUGGAUUCGCUUUCAUCUAUGGGCGCUAUAGCUAACACAAGCGGCACAGAACGCACAAGAGAUCUGGCACUAUGUGCUGUUUUACUUGAUGAAUGGCUUAAGGAGUUGGCAGCGAUUGCACAAGAGCAUAGCGUGGUUUUGCUGAACGAAAACAUUUGAUGGUGGCGUAAACGCCAUCGCAGUCGAAAGUUAUGCUGUUGAUUGGUAGCGGAAAGAGGGGAAGUACCGUGCAAGGAAAUACACACGUACAUGUACAUAUGCAUGCAAAUAUAUUUACUAAGGAUUAUCUAUAGAUAUUCAUAUAAGAAAAACUUUAUCCUUAAGGAAAACAAAAGGUUGAAUAU